UUGCCAUGACAAUGCCACUGCUUGCAAACAACGCGCAUACAACAAUCGGGUGUACGAGGACACACCGUUGCUAUGGAGUACUCUGAAACAUCGUAUGAGGGAGAUCGCAAGAAUGGAAGAAUGGAAGGAAGUGGCGUUUAUACGUUUCCCACCGGCACAAAAUACGUUGGAGAAAUAAAGGACGGACUUUUUCACGGUCAUGGAACGCUUCAUUUUCCUUCUGGAAUGAAGUUUGAAGGAGAAUGGGAAAAAGGAUUGGCAAAGGGUGUUGGUCAAGGGGAAAAUGGACAAUAUACGUUCAGCGACGGCUUGCAAUAUGAACCCGAGGAUUGGUCAUAUUGUGAUGUGCUGGAUAGAAGGUUUUAUACAGAGAUCUGUCACGGACUGAAACCUGCAGGUCGAUCGCAGUUAACAAAUGAAGAGCCUUCUAAAGAGAUUCCAAUCGGUUGGUACGAUUGUGGCGACGGGCUUUAUAACCCAUCAAACAGGGUUGUUUAUGACUACGAUCAGCAGUUUCUUAGAAAUGCAGAUGACGAAGAACAUGAGUGGAUAGUUAGAACGUGUCGAAAAGGUGUCAAAGAUUGAAAGAAAUGUGACUGUAAUUACUAUAAAUUUGAGACUAACACUUUCAGCAGUGACAUAUUGACAUGUGUAUAGCGCAUAGCACAUAUUCGUGUAUCUGCAAUUUAUUUGUUGUGGGUGUACGUAUUAUGUCAAGAAUGGAUUUUAGUUAGUUGAUUAAUUAGCUCAAUGAAGGAUGUUGCUCUCUCUCUCUCUCUCUCUCUC
This is a messenger RNA of Corticium candelabrum, 786 nucleotides long. RefSeq names its product MORN repeat-containing protein 5-like. The record is from RefSeq and is a predicted model, not a curated record. NCBI's taxonomy places the organism in Eukaryota, Metazoa, Porifera, Homoscleromorpha, Homosclerophorida, Plakinidae. The coding region runs from base 73 to 585 and encodes 170 amino acids. The transcript is spliced from 6 exons.